UUCAUUGUGAGAUCUAUGUUGUUGCCGAAGGAAACCUCCGUGGGCAUGAUCGACCCGUCCCUACUGCUGCGGCCGGAGAAGGUGUACGAUGACAAGCCGGUGACUGCCUUCCGGGACUACUCCGUCGACGAUGAGGACCCUAUCAAGCAGCGCGUGCGCAGGACAUACUACACCAUGCACACACACACCACCGUCGACUUCGUUAAAGGCAAGAUGGAGAAGUGGCUCAAAUUCAACCACUUCAAGUCGACGAUCAAGGACGCACUGAUCCGGCUGAACGAUCUGGUAGACGAGUCGGACCCCGACACCGAGCUGCCCAACAUCGUGCACGCGUUCCAGACCGCGGAGCGCAUUCGCCAGGACCACCCCGAGGACGACUGGUUCCACCUCACGGGGCUCAUCCACGACCUAGGCAAGGUGAUGGCCUUCUACUGCGGCAUGUAUGAGCCGCAGUGCGGGAUCGAGCGGCUGAUGAUGUCGUGGGGGCACGACGAGUACCUCUACCGCGUCCUCGUGCACAACAAGUCUACGCUGCCCAAGGAGGCGCUCUAUAUGAUCAGGUACCACUCGUUCUACCCGUGGCACGCGGGAGGCGACUACCGGCACCUCAUCACAGAGAAAGACGACUACAUCAAGGAGGCCGUGCUCAAAUUCAAUCAAUACGACCUUUACACAAAGAGUGCCGGCAUCCCCGAUAUUGAGGCGCUUUGGCCGUACUACGAGGGCCUCAUUGAGAAGUACAUGCCCGGCGAGCUCGAGUGGUAGACAGCUCGCCGCCCGGCACCGGCAUACCGAACACCGCGCGGCUAGCUCGCGGACAACACGCCACGUGCCCGCAGCCGACCGACAGCCGACAUGACCCGACUUUCUCUGUUUGAUAUGAUAAUAUUUGUAAAUAAAUGUGAUCUGUAUAAACCAUAUCGUUUAGUUAAGACGCUUGUAAUAUUGUAACCGAUUGCUUCUUUGAAUUAAGUUUAAGUUUUUUGUAUUGUUUUGCAUUUAUUGACAAUGUAGAAUUAAUGUAAACUAUAGUGUAAUAAAUGAAUUGAAGUUCUU
Papilio polytes (common Mormon) is the source of this 1056-nucleotide messenger RNA. RefSeq names its product inositol oxygenase-like. Gene Ontology annotation, biological process: inositol catabolic process. Bases 16 to 765 code for a protein of 249 amino acids. The transcript has 5 exons. Gene Ontology annotation, cellular component: cytoplasm. The record is from RefSeq and is a predicted model, not a curated record. Lineage: Eukaryota; Metazoa; Arthropoda; Insecta; Lepidoptera; Papilionidae. Gene Ontology annotation, molecular function: inositol oxygenase activity; iron ion binding.